Molecule: messenger RNA, 2921 nt
Organism: Silurus meridionalis
Lineage: Eukaryota; Metazoa; Chordata; Actinopteri; Siluriformes; Siluridae
Gene: smpd2b
Product: sphingomyelin phosphodiesterase 2b
Exons: 11
Coding region: 188-1450 (420 amino acids)
Cellular component (GO): cytoplasm
Molecular function (GO): sphingomyelin phosphodiesterase activity
Source: RefSeq, a predicted model, not a curated record
GCAGAACACACACACACACACACACACACACAGCCAAAACUUCCUCCUGGUCUGCAGUGUAUCUGGCUUCAUCAUUAAUCGCGGAUACUUUCCCCCCAACUUUUUCCGCGUGAAAGCGCGAACGAGUCCAUUACAGCUAUUCUUGCCGAGUUGAUCACACUUCUCUCACCAUCCUGUGACAGCCAGAAUGACUAUUAGACUACGGAUCUUCUCUCUCAACUGCUGGGGAAUCCGCUACCUUAGUAAGCACCGUGCUCAGCGAUAUGCCAUGAUUGGAGAUCUGCUAAGCAAAGACCAGCAUGAUGUAGUAUUACUGCAGGAGGUUUGGAGUGAAAAAGACUUCCACUUCUUGAAAGCGAAGCUUGCCAGCACACAUCCUCAUUCCCAUUAUUUUAAAAGUGGAUUUUUUGGAAGUGGACUGGCGGCCUUUUCCAAGCAUAGAAUCCAUGACGUCUUUCUCUACAAAUACUCCUUGAAUGGUUAUCCUUACAUGGCCCAUCACGGAGACUGGUUUGGGGGUAAAGCUGUUGGGAAAUUACUGCUGAAUAUCAGUGGGAUGAUGGUGCAUGUCUACGUCACUCAUCUGCAUGCUGAGUAUUCCAGAGAGCAAGAUUCCUAUCUCGCUCACAGAGUGGUGCAGGCCUGGGAGCUUCAAAACUUUAUACGGCACACAUGUGCUGGGGCAGAUGUGGUUAUAUUAGGGGGGGAUUUAAACAUGCAUCCUGAAGACCUUGGUGUUAGAUUGGUGCGCAGCUACUGCGGACUCAAAGACUGCUUCGCCGAAACAGCCAACUUCGACGGAUGUGAACAGGGAUUCACCCAUAUAACAGACAACCCCUUCACAAAUAAUCAUGAGCUUAUUCCUUUUGGAGAAGGAAUCCGUAUCGACUACAUCUUAUUCAAGGGAUCAGGGAAAGUGGAUGUGAGUUGUGAAUCUCUGUCUACUACCAAGGGCUCUGUUCCUGGCUAUGACUUUCCUUACUCUGACCACGAAGCUCUGAGCACUGACCUUCUGCUUUCCCCUUUGGAAAACGAGAAGCGAGAAAAAGAAUGCACUGAAGUUAACCUUUCUGAGCUGAUCAACAUUGUGACCGAGGCUCGUACAGAGGUGAAGGUGGGCCUGCAUUGUGCUGAGCGCAUGCGCUACACAGCUGCACGCACAGGAUUCAUGGGCCUGGUGUUGCUGCUGCUUGAGUUAGCCAUAGCUGCUGUGCCUAUAUUCUCCCUGGGAACUGAGCAGCCUUUCCCCAAAGCUUCCUUCUACCUCUUGGGGGCGCUGUGCUUUACCAUCCUUCUUUCUGCCACCUUCCUGUACAUAUUUUACACCAUGGAAGUGAAGUCCCUGCAAGGAGCAGAGGACCAGAUGAGGCUUACAGUUGGCAGCCUGCAAGAACAUCUGAAAGAAUUGCCUAAGGACAAGGAACAUACCAAAAAGGCUGCAGAAGCCUGAAUAAUGAAGAAUCGAAGCUGUAAACACUCCUGAACCACUCACAUAAAUUUGAGGAUUAUUUUCUUGCAAGGUGACGUCUGCUAAUUUCAUAGAUUUCGAACAAGGCUAAGCUGAACCACUUUUAAGAGUUUUCUGAUUGACUCAUUGUAGAUGGUUCCAAAUCUUUCCAUGGCUCUGUUCAUACCUGGUAUUAACUUGCGUUCUGAGUACAGAUACAAAAUCAAAACUAUAUCAAUCAGCUUAUCUGUCAUUCAUUUAUAAGUUUCAUUCGCAGCCCACAAAACAUUUUAAACGGCUUUUAGAAAUGUGCAAAAUAUAAAUCGUGGGAGAUUUUUUAUUUUUUUUUGCCUGGAAAUAAAUGGCGAUUUUUUUUUUCAUGACAAUCUUUCUUCAGUGAAAAUGACACCACAAGCAAUGACGCAUUUACGAUACCUGGCCUGAGUGAUCUCAGCUAUGUCUUCGCUGUCUCAGCUAUGUCUCAGCUGUCUAUUUCUCAAGGGAUUACCCAGGACACAUGCCAGGUGUGCCACUAGCUGUCUUCCUCACUGAUGAUUCUACACAAGCUGAAGCUAUUAGUACCACUAGCAAAAAUUUUAAAAAAGCAUGUGCGUCACACUUCUCAUUAAUAUUAUGUGUCCUUGAUUUGAGUAAUGAGAUUGUAACUCAGUAUAUAACGCAUAGAUGGACGUCUGUCUCAGGAAUUGGACCAUUCACCUUGCUUAGUCAAACGAACAAUCAUCGGGAAUACGACCGAAAUUUAAAAAAGUAACCAAAGUGUAGGAUAUAACAUUGCAUAACCAAACUUAUACACAAAAUCUGCUUCAUUUGUAUUGGUCAGAAGGUGUUUCUUUAUGUUCCUAUAACAGCACACUCCAUCAGGUUUGAUUCCUUACACACUCUGUGCGUCCAUGUUCCGUUAGAUAAAUGGACCAGUUGUUGCUCUUAUUUAUUGUCAUUAAGCCGGAUACGCUUUGGUAAUAUCCAUUAUCUCACAAAUGUCUUAUAUUUAUCAGGCCAAGUAGAUUUUUAUUUAAUUAUCAGACUGAUUUUAAUCCUGCAGUGCAGGUCAUUUAAAUAACCAAUAAUGUCUAUUAAAUAACUUUAAUGUCUUCCUUAUAUAAGAUGGAUCCUGCUUAAAUCCUGUAUUUGUUGUGUUUACACAAAUAGUAGAUAAAAUAAAAACUACACAUUUGCAUUAUCUGUUUUUUUGAAGCAUUUUCAAUUAACUGUACUGGAAUCACUUACUCACUCCGAUUUCAUUACACACUUAUAUGUACUGUAUACUUUAUGGAUGCCGAAAGAUGCCAGUUUUAUGUGUAUAUAUAUUUCUAUACCUCAUACAUGUCAUAUACUCUUGUCUAUUCUCUGUAAACCCUACAUGCAUUCAAUUUGCUCACGUUUAUGCUUUCAGUUGCAACAAUAGAUGCAGUGUUUUUAGAAGAAAUAAAUGAUUCUUAUUACAAAGGCAAAA